AAACGACUUUGCAUCAGCAGCGCAUGCCGCUAACUCGGGCUGUACCCCAGCCAGAACAGUGCGGAAGAGUGGAUGGUGUGGGCUGUAACAGCGCUCCAUGAUUGGCGUUCGCCUGCUCGUGUGCUGUGGCUUGAGCCCAUAUCACCUUCUGCUUUGGGACUCUGGUGGCAUUUCCCACAGGCCCUCCACUCCCCGGCUUGUAAUAGGCUCCGCCAGCGUCCUGCUCUUGUAGCGGCGCUGGCAGCCCUACUUUGCUUCCCCAGCUCUGAUAGGCGUCUUUUCUGGGGCUGAAUCCAUUUACCGCAGACAAUAGGCUGCCCCCAGUGUGUUAGGUUACAUACGUCCCCCUCUUUCGACUUCGCCCGUCCCCCGUUUGUCCAUGUCAGUUUCUUUCUCUCCGCUUGUUCAACGUCUUUGGAGGUUGUCAUCAACGACGCUCGAUCGGCCAGUACUGGUCAGAAAGACCCUGCUGCCUUAUUCACCGAAAUUCACCAGUUGUUGUAUCGUCUGUUAGCCAAACAGACACUCGCUGAACCAACCGUCUUCUACACCUCUCGUGGGUACAUCACAGCGCACCAGCGACAUCCUCUUCGCAGCCCACCAUCGCCGCUUCAUCCGUUACUUCGCAUCACCACUUUCAGCAUCUUCGCGUACUGUUUGCUUCUCAUGGCUAGUUUUGUUAGCGGUUGAUUUUGACGUUAUUCUGGAUUUGCACCUGAUUUCUCACGCACUUCAUGGCAUUGUCUUGAUUUUGGCGUGUUGACCUUCCACUUUAUCUCGCUCCUUCGCUGCCCUCUCACUGCGUUUUAUUCAUCAAGUGAUGAAUGCUCGUACUGUGUGUUAGCCUGAGCAUACGCUGCCCUUGAUUAUUCCGCGGUGCCUGAAGCCACUCAGCUCGAGGUCGUACCCCGGGAUUACUUUUCCUCGCUUCGUUUGAGUAAACCCAAACACAAUGUACUCUCACAACGCGGGGCGAUCUCGCCAGAUGGGAUUUACCAUCGAAGGCUUUAUCCCGUCUGACCAGUCUGGUAUCUUUGGUUCGAGUGCAUCAUCCCAUCAAAUUCGUCCUAUACAGCCCGAAACACAGCACCAAGCGGAUUCAGAUGCCGCAAGCAUGGACUGGCUAUCGCACACCAGCAGCCAUGAGCAACAGUAUCAACGGAGUACAUUUUCAGGGAUGAACGCCGACCCUGGUGAUUUGAUGGAAUUCGAUGAUCUCGAUCAGGUUGAGAGCCACAGCAGCGCUGGUGUUCGAAGUCUGGUGUCAGAAUUUGAGAACAAGGCCUUCGUUCCUCCCUUGCCACCUCGCCCUAUUAAUGACAUCUCGGCAAGUUUGGAUACGCAAUCAUCCUUCUCCAACAGCUACGGAAACUUCCACUCUUCCAGUCAUGAUACUCGGAUAUCAAGCCCGCUUAGCCCUACCGACUCCGUUUUUGGAUCCUUUAGCCGUCUCAACCGAGUUACCAGCCCAUUCACAACACCAACCAUUGAAAGCAGCUCCUCGUUCAUGUCCCUGAGUAGCUUUCCAACAAUGAGCCCUAUUCAUAGCCCCGGUGUUGGCUCGUCAUCGGCUCCGUUUGGCUCACUAGGAUCCUUCCUGACAAAUCACGAUAAUCACCAUCAGCAAGAUCCGUUCCGCCAACAGCGCCUGUCCCAUCAACAUAUUACUGGAGCGAUGGAUUCUGACGAACUGGCAUCUUCGAUAGCACAGACAAAGCAACCGCAAGUUGGAGGAACCCCUGGGUUUGAGAUCUGGCGUCCCCCUACCGUACCAGAAAUAAAGGUAGAAUCAUCCACCACCCAGGAGCCAUUGGUGUCUCUACCUAGCCCAACAAAGAAUUCGGCUGGUUUCACAAAGCCCCCCGUUCCAGCGAAGCCAAAGCCACUUUCUGCUGCUGCAGGAAGUCAGUUUAUCAUGGAAUAUGCCAACGGAAAUAAAACUCCAAAGGGCAAAACUGUGAUGAAACCUCCGCCACCACCUCCGCCACCACGCCCUCAGCCAAAUCCGAUCAUAACAGAUAUGGUGUCGCCUGUCGGGAUCUCAUCUCCAAUGAGCCCGCCAAUCAAAAUAGAAGAUGGAGCUGGAAAGAAGCCAGCAGGACCUCGUCCAUCGAUAUCAAAGUACCCGAUAUUCAGCCCCCGUCCUUCAGGGUCUCGCUCUUCUCGGGAGCAAGUUCCUGCUGAGAUUUGGGAGCAGUACAAGUUCGUUAUUCGAACUUUAUAUCUUGAAGAACGGAAACCGUUGAAAGAAGUCAUGACGAUCAUGUCAGAGCGAUACAAUUUUCAAGCAACCCCCAAGAUGUAUAAGUCGCGUUUCUCACAGUGGGGAUUUGUGAAGAAUAACACCGAGGAUGAAGUUAAGAGACUUUUGUCGAUGAAAUUCCAACGUGACGCUGAAGGCAAAGUAUCCGAAUUUGUCCGCAACGGCAAAGUUAUCAACAUCGGCACAUAUCUCAAGCGUAAAGGAGUGACUGAGUACGAUCUUGUCGACUUUGAGUUGCCAGCCGAUUUACCAGCUUACGUACGCUGCCGCACUCCAACACCACCUACCGCACCAGGUUUGAUCAGAUCUCCGGAUCUUGUGCGAGCUCACGAGCUUGUUAUUGGUAGCGUACGGAAGGCAUUUUUGCAGUGUCAUAAGUACGAGACUGAGACAAAUGCUCAAAUCAACUGGUCGAUAAUUCAAGUCUGGGGCGCAUGGUCGAGUGAGAUGCUUUUGGAAGCAAACUUUUUCCUGGAAGCUGGCGACUCAGACAACGGUGGCUCAACUAUGAUGCGUGCCUUUAAUCAGCUUGAGCAAGACUUAAAGCAACUCUCUCCGCAAGGAAUCGUUGAGAUUUUGCUCAGCAUGGUCAAACGUGACUUGGGAAUGAUCACGGCACUCUGCAAAUAUCUCGCAGCGUAUUGCUCAACCAAUUUUGAGCGAAACCACCCUUUGCGCCAGAUCUUCAGCUGCUUGUACGAAAUCCAGCAAAAGCACGGCUCUGGAACCUUGUCAGAGUUCCUAGCGAGCAGCAUCACAGUCGUUGCUGAAGAGCUAGAAUCCAUCUACGGGCAGCAGCACCCAUACGUUGCCAGAACGUGGAUCGAUCUUGCGCUCUUCUAUAACGAGGUGGACAAGGACAAGGCUGAAAAGUUAAUCCGAGAGCUCAGAACUGUCUAUCGUGAGCUAGAGGCCAAGAGUGGUGCAAAGGAUCCCGACUCCAUCAGCUUGCGAUACGCAAUCCUGCAGCUCCUCUACAGCAGCCGUCCCAACUCUGAGGGAACGAAGCAAGCUGCUAUGGAGCUCUGGACGCUUCUUCGUGAGAUGGGCGUUAUGCAUCCUAUGAAGGAUCCCAGACCCAAUGUGUACUGUUAUCACAGCCCUGUCAAGGUCGAUCCGUGGUCCAAGCGUUGCCGCCGCCGUUACGAGGUCGGCGUCGCGAUCUUCGAGGAACACAUUGGUGUCAGGAUGCACCCCUACUUCGAAGAAGACUUCCACACGAGCGAACAUGCUCCUGAGGCUCAGAACUCUUGGAUGGCUGCCAUGGAACAACAAUCAGCCCCUCACCGAUUCCAGUUUUAAGAGGGCACAUCCUUCUUCACCUCUGUACCGAGAUGUUUGUUUUCUUUUUAUAUUUUGAUGAUGAUGAAACCACACGCAACAGCACACUUUGUUUGUUCCUUUUGUUGAAUCACUGGGCUAUUUUGCCUCUGCGUCUUCGAGCGGGCGUUGCGGUUUGUUUAUACGGGGAGCCUGCGGUACGCAUAUGCAUUUCCCCUCUGUAAAAUUAGCAUAUUUGCACACAGUUUCUUUUUAUGUUGUCCAUAAAAGGACUGAUGAUACCAUACCAUAGCGUUGAGGGAGUAGCCGGCGCUGUGGUAUUCGUGCGUCGGAUUUUUUUUUCAGUGCGAUAUAUAUUCUGUUUCUCAUUAAAGUACAUAGAAGCGAUAAAGCCUCAAUUAAUACAAUUUCUAAAGUUGAUGAAAAAUA
[Torrubiella] hemipterigena is the source of this 3973-nucleotide messenger RNA. NCBI's taxonomy places the organism in Eukaryota, Fungi, Ascomycota, Sordariomycetes, Hypocreales, Clavicipitaceae. The record is from the annotation of a GenBank genome assembly.